Messenger RNA from Zerene cesonia (dogface butterfly), 741 nucleotides. RefSeq lists its product as uncharacterized. Gene Ontology annotation, cellular component: nucleus; aminoacyl-tRNA synthetase multienzyme complex; cytoplasm. The transcript is spliced from 4 exons. The record is from RefSeq and is a predicted model, not a curated record. Bases 139 to 645 code for a protein of 168 amino acids. Lineage: Eukaryota; Metazoa; Arthropoda; Insecta; Lepidoptera; Pieridae. Gene Ontology annotation, biological process: positive regulation of DNA damage response, signal transduction by p53 class mediator.
UCUGUCAUAGAUUAUACUCUUAUAUCUGUCAAUUGUCAUACUUUAUAACCUAGCAAACAAACAAGGAACACUACUAAUAUCUAAAUAUAAUUGAAACAUACUCUAAAAUCUAAUUAUAAUUUCAAACUAUUUUUUAUUAUGGAAGUUAUAAAGCUUGUUAGUAAAUAUUUAAAUAUUUCUGCCGGUUCACUAUGUUAUAAUACAGACAGGGUUCUUACAACGGUUAUUGACAAGGAAAAUGUGGAGGGAUUCGUCAGUAUAUUAUUACGAUUGAUAUCAAAAAGUGGCACAAAAAUGAGUCAGGAACAAAUGCUACUCAGUUAUCAGUGGUUAGAGCACAUAGCAAUGUAUGCAAACCAAGCAAAUUCGAAUCCUGCUUUUGCGAAAAAUUUUCUUCAAGGUAUGAACAGAGCAUUAGAGAAAAGAAGUUACCUUACUGGAAAUCAUUUGACUGUGACUGACGUAGCUGCAUUUUAUGUGGUAUACUCUCUUAUUGAACGGUUGAGUGUACCAGAGCAAGAAUCACUUUUACACUUAUGUAGGUGGUGUAAGAAUAUACAAGCGCAACCUAGGGUGUGUGCUAGCCGACCCCCUCUACCGCUUAACACUUUGACACUAUCAACACUAGCACCUGCCGUACAUUGAUAAUUUAAUGUUUUAUUGCUUAUUGUGAAUGUAGUGCAUACAGUUUAUAACUGCAAUAAAAUUUUACCAAAUGGAUCUCCCAGUAAAUGUAUUUUU